AUGUUGCUGCUGCUGGUCAUAAUCGUUCCCAUAUUGGGCCCCACCAUCUCCGAGGGGGGUGGAAUUGGUGGGGCAGGAGGAGGAGGAGGCGGGGGAGGAAGUGCUGGUGCUAGUGCUGGAAAUAGUGACGAGAACGAUUCCGUAAAGAAGACGACCUCUCGUGUGGUGCAUAUUAAAUAUGGUGCGGUGUCUGGCACUAUCGAGCAUCUCGAUGGGCGACAUCUGGAUCCGGUGGAGGCGUUCCGUGGAAUACCGUACGCUUCGCCACCGAUAGGAACGCUACGCUUCAUGCCACCGGUUACGGGAGCACUUUGGUCUGGCGUCAAAAAGGCGGAAAGGUUCAGCCCAGUUUGUCCGCAGCAUCUUCCCGAUAUUGCCAAUGAAACGGCGGCCCUAGAGCGGAUGCCACGUGGUAGAUUAGAAUAUUUAAAGCGAUUGCUGCCAUACCUAAGGAAUCAGUCCGAGGAUUGCCUGUACUUGAACAUCUACGUCCCAACACAAGGUAACUAA
Messenger RNA from Uranotaenia lowii, 510 nucleotides. Its product is annotated as neuroligin-2-like. Gene Ontology annotation, molecular function: neurexin family protein binding; signaling receptor activity. The record is from RefSeq and is a predicted model, not a curated record. Gene Ontology annotation, biological process: modulation of chemical synaptic transmission; chemical synaptic transmission; presynaptic membrane assembly. The coding region runs from base 1 to 510 and encodes 169 amino acids. Lineage: Eukaryota; Metazoa; Arthropoda; Insecta; Diptera; Culicidae. The transcript is spliced from 2 exons. Gene Ontology annotation, cellular component: postsynaptic membrane; cell surface; synapse.